GAGCGGCGCCCUGCGGAGCGCGUCGCGGCGCUCGCUCCUCCCGGCGCGGCCUUUCUCUCUUCAUUCCUCCCCCUUUUUUUUCUCUCCUCUCUCUGCCGGCGCGGGAGAGGGGCCUCCUCCUCAUCCUCGGCGCCUCGGGAUGGCGGCGGCCGCGCUCUUCGCUCGCCUUUUCACCGCCGGUCGCUGAGGGGCCCAGAAAACGCCAACAAGAAGGAUAACUUGAAACAGUUGACCCCCUCACUUUCAAUUUCUUGACUGUACUACAAGCAACCAGAAUGUCGGGGGCUUCAGUAAAGGUGGCUGUUCGGGUCCGGCCCUUUAAUUCCCGAGAAACCAGCAAAGAAUCCAAAUGUAUCAUCCAGAUGCAAGGCAAUUCAACCAGUAUUAUCAACCCAAAGAAUCCUAAGGAAGCACCAAAGUCCUUCAGCUUUGACUACUCUUAUUGGUCCCACACAUCGCCUGAAGAUCCCUGCUUUGCGUCUCAGAGCCGUGUGUACAAUGAUAUUGGGAAGGAGAUGUUGCUGCAUGCCUUUGAGGGCUACAAUGUGUGCAUUUUUGCCUAUGGACAAACUGGAGCUGGGAAAUCCUACACAAUGAUGGGCAAGCAGGAGGAGAGCCAAGCAGGCAUAAUUCCCCAGCUGUGUGAGGAACUGUUUGAGAAAAUCAAUGACAACAGCAAUGAAGAAAUGUCAUAUUCUGUAGAGGUGAGUUACAUGGAGAUUUACUGUGAGAGAGUCAGAGACUUGUUGAACCCGAAGAACAAAGGGAAUUUGCGAGUGCGAGAACAUCCUCUGCUUGGACCGUAUGUGGAAGAUCUAUCUAAAUUAGCAGUCACGUCUUACACCGAUAUUGCAGACCUCAUGGAUGCUGGGAACAAAGCCAGGACUGUGGCAGCUACCAACAUGAAUGAAACCAGCAGCCGCUCUCAUGCUGUGUUUACAAUUGUCUUUACUCAGAAGAAACAUGACACAGAAACUGAUCUUUCCACAGAGAAGGUCAGCAAGAUUAGCCUUGUGGAUCUGGCUGGGAGUGAGCGAGCAGAUUCAACUGGUGCCAAAGGAACACGGUUAAAGGAAGGAGCAAAUAUCAACAAGUCUCUCACGACUCUGGGCAAAGUUAUUUCUGCAUUGGCUGAAGUGGAUAACUGCACCAACAAGACUAAAAAAAAGAAGAAGACAGACUUUAUACCCUACAGGGAUUCUGUACUAACGUGGCUUCUUCGAGAAAAUCUAGGUGGUAACUCCAGAACUGCCAUGGUUGCUGCUUUGAGUCCAGCAGAUAUAAACUACGAUGAAACUUUGAGCACUUUAAGAUAUGCUGAUCGUGCAAAACAGAUUAAAUGCAAUGCUGUUAUCAACGAAGAUCCCAAUGCCAAGUUGGUGCGUGAGCUGAAGGAGGAGGUGACAAGGCUGAAGGAUCUCCUGCGUGCCCAAGGGCUGGGAGAUAUUAUUGACAUUGAUCCAAUGGGAGAUGAAUACUCUGGAAGUGGAGGCAAAUAUUUGAAAGAUUUUCAGAACAAUAAACAUAGAUACUUGCUAGCCUCCGAGAAUCAACGUCCUGGCAAUUUUUCCACAGCCUCCAUGGGGUCCCUCACUGCAUCUCCAUCCUCCUGCUCUCUCAGUAGUCAGGUGGGCAUAACAUCUGUGUCCAGCAUACAGGAAAGGAUCAUGUCAACACCUGGAGGAGAAGAGGCGAUUGAACGUUUGAAGGAAUCUGAGAAGAUCAUUGCAGAGCUGAAUGAAACGUGGGAAGAGAAGCUGAGGAAAACUGAGGCCAUCAGGAUGGAAAGGGAGGCAUUGCUGGCAGAAAUGGGAGUUGCCAUUCGGGAAGAUGGAGGAACACUGGGAGUCUUCUCACCUAAAAAGACUCCUCAUCUUGUAAAUCUUAAUGAAGAUCCAUUGAUGUCUGAAUGUCUGCUUUACUACAUCAAAGAUGGCAUUACUAGGGUUGGCCAAGCUGAUGCUGAGCGAAGGCAAGACAUUGUAUUGAGUGGGGCUCACAUCAAAGAAGAACACUGUAUCUUUCGAAGUGAGAGGAACAACAAUGGUGAAGUUAUUGUUACUCUGGAGCCUUGUGAGCGAUCAGAAACUUAUGUCAAUGGCAAGAGGGUUGUACAGCCUGUGCAGCUGCGCUCAGGAAAUCGUAUCAUCAUGGGUAAAAAUCACGUCUUCAGGUUCAACCACCCUGAGCAAGCACGAGCAGAAAGAGAGAAAACACCAUCGGCUGAGACUCCCUCUGAGCCAGUUGACUGGACCUUUGCUCAGAGGGAGCUUCUGGAGAAGCAGGGCAUCGACAUGAAGCAGGAGAUGGAGAAAAGGUUACAAGAAAUGGAGAUUUUGUACAAGAAGGAAAAGGAGGAAGCUGAUCUCUUGUUGGAGCAGCAAAGGCUGGACUAUGAGAGUAAGCUGCAGGCCUUACAGAAGCAGGUGGAGACGCGGUCCUUGGCAGCCGAAACAACGGAGGAGGAAGAGGAAGAAGAGGAAGAAGUGCCCUGGACACGACAUGAGUACGAACUCGCGCAGUGGGCUUUCAGGAAGUGGAAAUUUCACCAAUUUACUUCACUGAGGGACCAGCUCUGGGGAAAUGCAGUGUAUCUGAAAGAAGCCAAUGCCAUCAGUGUGGAGUUGAAGAAAAAGGUGCAGUUUCAGUUUGUCCUGUUGACAGACACCCUCUACUCACCGCUGCCACCAGAGCUUUUGCCCACUGAGUUGGAGAAGACUCGGGACAAUAGGCCUUUUCCCCGUACAGUGGUAGCUGUGGAAGUCCAGGAUCUGAAGAAUGGAGCAACACAUUACUGGUCCUUAGAAAAACUCAAGCAGAGAUUGGACCUGAUGCGCGAGAUGUAUGACAGAGCUGGGGAAAUGGCAUCUAACACCCAGGACGAGAGUGAAAGCGCAAUGACAGGCAGUGACCCCUUUUAUGAUCGAUUCCAUUGGUUCAAGCUGGUUGGGAGCUCCCCCAUAUUCCAUGGCUGCGUGAAUGAGCGUCUCGCUGAUCGCACGCCCUCCCCCACUUUCUCCACGGCUGACUCCGACAUCACUGAACUGGCUGAUGAACAGCAGGAUGAGAUGGAGGACUUUGAUGAUGAGGCCUUUGUGGAUGAUACUGGCUCCGACGUUGGAACUGAGGAGGGAUCAGACCUCUUCAAUGAUGGGCGCGACCCGUUUUACGACCGAUCCCCUUGGUUCAUUUUAGUGGGAAGAGCAUUUGUGUACCUGAGCAACCUGCUGUACCCGGUGCCUCUCAUUCACAGAGUAGCUGUUGUUAGUGAGAAGGGAGAAGUACGAGGAUUUCUGCGAGUGGCAGUGCAAGCUAUAGCAGGUGAUGAAGAAGCCCCAGAUUAUGGAUCUGGUAUUCGACAGUCUGGCACAGCUAAAAUUUCAUUUGACAAUGAGUAUUUUGAUAAGAGUAAUUUUUCUUCAGUUGCAAUGACUCGCUCUGGGCUGUCACUGGAAGAAUUAAGAAUUGUGGAAGGGCAAGGACAGAAUUCAGAGGUUACUACUCCUCCAGAGGAGAUCAACAGAAUGAAUGAGCUAGACUUGAAGUCAGCCACUCUGGAUGGAAAAAUGACUAUAGAAGGCUUCACUGAGGAAAUUGGUGAUCACUUGAAACUGGGCAGUGUGUUUACCUUCCGCGUCACAGUUCUGCAGGCCAGCGGAAUCCUUCCUGAAUACGCAGAUAUUUUCUGCCAGUUCAACUUUUUACAUCGGCAUGAUGAAGCUUUCUCAACAGAACCUCUAAAAAACAAUGGUCGAGGGACUCCCCUUGGGUUUUAUCAUGUUCAGAAUAUUGCUGUGGAAGUGACGGAAUCAUUUGUGGAGUACAUCAAAACAAAGCCUAUCGUGUUUGAAGUCUUUGGACAUUAUCAGCAGCAUCCUCUCCAUCUGCAAGGACAGGAUCUCAACAGCCCUCCACAGCCUUCCCGAAGAUUCUUUCCUCCUCCCAUGCCACUCUCAAAGCCAGACCAUGAAAGGAAAAUUGAGUUGAUUAGGUAUCUUAUGUCUGGCUAUGUAAACGUGCAUGUGCUGAACACACUAUCCGAGCAUGCCAACGUGCUUGCAUCCUCUGCUGUGGCUGCUUUCCAGGAUGGAGCUGACCAGCUGCCACCUUUUCUCUUUCUGCCUAUUCCCAGUUGUCAGAGUGAGCGGGCUCCUAAACGAGAUGUGCCAGCUACGAAGCUCAAUACUAUGAGCAAACCCAGCCUGGGCCAGAGCGUGAGCAAAUAUGACCUCCUUGUAUGGUUUGAGAUCAGCGAAUUGGAGCCAACAGGGGAGUAUAUUCCUGCCAUUGUGGACCACACGGGAGGCCUGCCCUGCCAGGGGACAUUCCUGCUUCACCAGGGAAUCCAGCGUAGAAUCACAGUCACCAUUAUCCAUGAGAAGGGCAGCGAGUUGCACUGGAAAGACGUGCGAGAGCUGGUUGUUGGGCGUAUAAGAAAUAAAGCAGAGGUAGAUGAAGCUGCUGUGGAUGCCAUUCUGUCUUUGAAUAUUAUCUCUGCAAAAUACCUGAAGUCCUCUCACAGCUCCAAUAGGCUCUUUCUUGAUAAGGAUAUGCCUAGGACUUUCUAUCGGUUUGAAGCAGUUUGGGAUAGCUCCUUGCAUAACUCCCUUCUCCUCAAUCGAGUGACACCGUAUGGAGAGAAGAUCUAUAUGACCCUCUCUGCUUACCUGGAGCUUGACCACUGCAUCCAGCCUGCCGUUGUAACAAAGGACGUUUGUAUGGUCUUCUACUCACGAGAUGCCAAGAUCUCCCCACCCCGGUCACUACGCAAUCUCUUUGGCAGUGGCUACUCCAAAUCUCCAGAUUCCAAUCGAGUAACCGGGAUCUAUGAACUAAGUUUAUGCAAAAUGGCAGACACGGGAAGUCCAGGAAUGCAGAGGAGGAGAAGGAAAGUGCUGGAUACGUCUGUGGCGUAUGUGCGAGGAGAAGAGAACCUGGCAGGUUGGAGGCCCAGGGGCGACAGCCUCAUCCUAGAGCAUCAGUGGGAACUGGAGAAGCUGGAGCUGCUGCAUGAGGUGGAAAAAACCCGACAUUUCCUUCUGCUUCGUGAAAAGCUUGGUGACAGCAUCCCGAAGUCCCUGAGUGAUUCGUUGUCUCCCAGUCUGAGCAGUGGAACUCUCAGUACCUCCACCAGCAUCUCCUCACAAAUUUCAACUACGACAUUUGAGAGUGCUGUAACGCCCAGUGAGAGCAGCGGCUACGACUCGGCAGACAUCGAGAGCCUGGUGGAUCGGGAGAAAGAGCUGGCCACUAAGUGUCUGCAGCUUCUUACUCACACUUUUAAUCGGGAAUUUAACCAGGUGUACAACAGCAUCAGUGACUGUAAGUUGUCAGACAUUUCUCCAAUCGGGCGGGACCCAUCGGUAUCGAGUUUCAGCAGCGCUACCCUCACACCUUCAUCUACCUGCCCUUCUCUGGUGGAUUCAAGAUGUAGUUCAAUUGAUCAGAAGACGCCAGAAGCAAAUUCUCGUGCCUCCAGUCCCUGUCAUGAGGUGGAACAGUUCCAGCUAAUGCCUGCAGUAGAAACUUCAUAUCUUGCCAGAGCUGGAAAGAAUGAAUUCCUAAACCUCGUCCCUGAUAUUGAAGAAAUUAGACCAGGCUCUGUGGUCUCAAAGAAAGGAUACCUCCACUUCAAGGAGCCGCUCUCCAGCUCCUGGGCCAAGCACUUUGUGGUGGUUCGCCGUCCCUAUGUUUUUAUUUACAACAGUGACAAAGAUCCUGUAGAAAGAGGAAUCAUAAACUUAUCCACAGCUCAGGUGGAAUACAGUGAGGAUCAACAGGCAAUGGUGAAGACACCCAACACAUUUGGCGUGUGCACAAAGCAUCGUGGAGUCCUGCUCCAGGCCAUCAACGACAAAGACAUGAAUGACUGGUUAUAUGCCUUCAAUCCACUUCUUGCUGGCACAAUACGGUCAAAACUGGCUCGGAGACGCACGGGCCAGCUGAAGUAUUGAGUCCAUGUAACGUUCUCAUCUGUUCUCCCUAACUCACCUUCCAAUAGACAAAGUGUUACCUCUCAUUUUCUCUUUGUGAUUCUUGACGGUUUCUCUUGUAUGUAAUCCUGUGGCUAAACAACCCCUUCCCUCCCACCUCCCUCAGCACAUUUUCUAGGUAUUCUAACCCUACCUUGUUUCUUUUCACUUGUACUGAGAAUUGUACUUGUAGCAUGUGGCCAAACAAAAGGAGAAAGACAAAAAAAAAAAUUAAAAAAACGGAGUGAUUAUGCACGACUCUAAAAAAAAGAAAAAAAAAAGAAAAAAAGAAAAAAGGCAAAAAAAAAAAGAUAAAGAAGGUUAUUUAUUUUUUCUUAUAACAGUUGUUUUCCCAUUCCAACUGACCUUUUGGUGUCUGUCUCGGUCUCCAUUGUUGUCCGUCUAGACUGCUGCAGGUUUUUCAUUCAACUUGUGACUUGGCAGUGGUCAUCGGUUCCCUCAGGGCAAAGUUCUAAUGCCAGGGGAAGAGAAGUUCUUCUGUUUAGGCAUUACCCAGCCAGGAACUGCAAUAGCUCCUCAGGCUUUCUGGAUCCAUCUUCUAAUUUAAACUCUGUUGAAAACUGAUAUUGGACAAAUCUAUCUGGGCAGAUUGGAUUUUGAACUGGGUGCAGGGGUUUGAGUUUCUGGGGUCCAACAGAGCCCCCAGAACUGGGAAAGGGUAGGGAACAAACCAAGAGGGGCUGGAAUAAUCUGCCUUUAACCUCUUGCUGUGGUAUGCAGGUGAACAGUGCUUGGCUUCAGCUCUUUCCCAAAACGUUAACACUCCCUCCUCUGCCUCUGAACUGAGCGAGGAACUUGUGCUGAUGUGAGGAAAAAUGAACCACAUCGCUGAAAGAUUGGAUAUAAUCCCUCAAGUUUUAGUUGCUCAGCUUUGUAUUUGACAGAUGGAGAGUGUUAAGUGGAAACGAAGCACGGUGGUUGUUCCUUAGAGUACUUUCAGGUCACCACAGGAGAGCAGAGCCUCCUCUUUUGUGUUUAGUCCUGACUCCUGAGUUCCUGCAGCAACAGUUCUCAUCUCUCCUAGAAGAGAUUUACAGCUGUAUGUUAGGAUAGUGCUGCAGCACCUCUUCUCUGUGAUACUCAGAUGGCAUCUCAUCCCUUUGUAGGAAACCAUCCUCUGCCCACAGAAUCCUUUGCAGUAUUCUCCAGGGGACAGCAGGACACUUGUGGUUCCUGUUGGAAUAACCGUUGGGCAUCUCCUAAUUCCCAUGCUACAGUUUUCAUCAGCUAGAAGCCCCUAGUUAGUUUUCAUCUCUGAAUUAAUCCUUCCUGGAGGACGGAUCAAGUGGACUGUGGUCCUUGUCGGUGGGGUCUAAGAACUGGCUUCUUGGAGAUCAGCCUGGUGGUAUUGGUUCUUGACCUACCAUGUAAGUUCUCCUGUGGCCGAAGUUUUGAUCCUUGCCCCAAGAAAGGAAAGUGGAAUGAAUUUCCUUUUGAGAAGCGAAUUCAUCUUCUUUUUAGUUAGCUUUUUAGGGAAGGUAGGGGAAACGUUUUUUGGUUUUUACUAUGUUUCA
Cuculus canorus (common cuckoo) is the source of this 7507-nucleotide messenger RNA. RefSeq names its product kinesin family member 1B (gene KIF1B). Gene Ontology annotation, molecular function: microtubule motor activity; microtubule binding; ATP binding. The record is from RefSeq and is a predicted model, not a curated record. The coding region runs from base 276 to 5954 and encodes 1892 amino acids. NCBI's taxonomy places the organism in Eukaryota, Metazoa, Chordata, Aves, Cuculiformes, Cuculidae. Gene Ontology annotation, biological process: microtubule-based movement. The transcript has 51 exons.